This is a messenger RNA of Populus nigra (black poplar), 3779 nucleotides long. RefSeq lists its product as uncharacterized. The record is from RefSeq and is a predicted model, not a curated record. Bases 522 to 3359 code for a protein of 945 amino acids. Gene Ontology annotation, biological process: regulation of defense response to fungus. NCBI's taxonomy places the organism in Eukaryota, Viridiplantae, Streptophyta, Magnoliopsida, Malpighiales, Salicaceae. The transcript is spliced from 5 exons.
AACUACCACACAUAUUUCCACAUUUCCUCACAUUUUCCCUUACUUUCCCGGGAGAAAGGUUAAAAAAAAGAACAGUGCUGUCGAGAAUCGGUCCAACACUCCAACUCAUUCCCUCCCUCCCUUCCAAACUUCCAUUUUUAUUGAGAACCACAGAUUCUUAGAUUUUAAACAAACCCCAACACCUAGUUUCUUUUAAAUGUCCUCUUUUUCUAUGUCUUAUUUCCUGUUUGUUUCCAAAGCAAGAAAAAUGUUAAAUGUUUUAUACUGCAAUAGAAAACUCAAAGUUCUCUCAAAAAGGAUAAUAAUAAGCUUCAAAACUAGAAGUCUCGUCGUGUAUAAUAGUCUUGGUUUAGUCACUAUUCCAUGAUUCUGAUAUUUGGUUUGUCUUGAAGUAAGUAGUUCCGAGGCUUUUGUUUGUUGUCUUUGAUGUUGCUGAGGCUUGUUUAGGGCAUUUUUUUUUUCUGGGGUGAGCUUGUUUUGUUGUGUUUUGGUUUCUGGGUUUUAGUUUUUGAGGCUUAAUAAUGGCUGAAGGGUCAACAGAAGUUCGGUUAGUUCGUUGUCCAAAGUGUGAAGAUCUCUUACCAGAGCUUACUGACUACUCUGUGUACCAGUGUGGUGGUUGUGAUGCUGUUCUUCGAGCAAAGAAGAAAGUGGCUGUUAAUGGUGGGAUAUUGGAGAAGUCUGGAGUGGAGAGGGAUGAAGAGGGUUUUGGGAUAUUGGAGAGAUUAUCUGAGAAAGAAAGUGGUAAGGUAGGUAAUGCAUCUGAGACAGGGAGGGAGAGUGAUGGGAUUAUAAACAAAAGUAGAAAAUCAAGAAUCUUUAAAGAAAGAACUGUGAAUUUUGUUAAUAUGCCUCUGUCGGAAGCAGAGAAUAAAGAGGCUUUGGCUGCUAAUAGCAACACAAAUGUGAAGGAACGGGAAAUGAGUUAUCAAAGUUAUGCAGAUAAAGAAAAACCUUUGAAGCCCCUGAUUGAUGAUAGGAUUCACGGAGAUAGUAAUAACAUGAACAUGAAUAGACGUGAGUCAGUUGAUUCAAGUAGAGAGAAAGGUAUUCGAGAAAUUCCAGCACAAUUUAAGAGUUCUGCCGAGUUUUUGAGGCCAGCAAGGGUGAUGGAUCAAUGGGUUUCAGAUACAGAGGGUUUAUGGGGAAGGAAUAGAACGUCUGUCAAACGAAGUAAAUUUCCAAAUUUUGCUUAUCCUGACGAGGGACCUUCAAACUGUCGUUUGAGUUCCUCUCCUUAUGAAUCCAGCCAGCCAGUGAGGAAUUAUUACAUUCCUGACAAAAUUGCAUAUUUAGAACAGGAUCCAGCUGAGCUUCUUAGGAAGUUGGAUGGGUUGCAAGAGCAACUCAGGCAAUCUUGUUCCGUGGGUGUGAAACAGAGGGAAAGGAUUCCUAUGGGCAGCAAAAUAGCUCCUCCUGAUCAUUACCACGGUCGUGAUGCUUACAAUAGUUUGAUGCAUCCCUUGCCUACUGAUAACCAUGUUGCGAGUCUUCCUUAUUUCAAGCACUAUGGCCGUGGCCCUGCUCCCUAUGUGAGCAGUGAUGACAUGGAUAUGCAGAACUCAUACAUUCCAUCAAAGCAUUCUGCAAAUGAAAUGCCAGAUUAUGCAGAUCUAUACCAGCAACAAACUCCCAGGAUGCGUAUCCAUCAACCACCCCAACAAUACUUGCAUCAACCACUUCGUGACAACUUUGCAGGGCAAUAUGGUGAUUACAGUCAUGAACCUCUAGUAUCGUAUCCCCAUGAAAGCUUGCAUCACAGACCUGCGUGCUCCUGUUUUCAUUGCUACAACAAGAACUGGCGUAUUCCUUCACAAGCCUCACUCAUUACUCCUGGCAAUAUAAAAUUCCCAAUGACCUCAACUGAAACCAAUUUCAAUCACCAUGUUAAUCCAGUAACAUAUGGUCCGCCUUUCCACCAUCCUCAAGCAAACCCCCAUGCAUUGAGUUCACGGGAUCCACAGCCACAUCUAAGAUGGCCAAUUGAUGUUGAAUCAGAUAUGGAUGGCUUUCCCCAGAGUCGUCCUAGAACGGUGGUGGUAGCCCGUGGAAAUGAACAGCUUUGCUGUCCUGUAGCUGGCGGGGCCCCAUUAAUAAGUUGUUAUAAGUGCUUUGAGUUACUAAAACUGCCUAGAAAACUUAAAGCAAGGGAGAAGAACCUACGAAAGCUGCGAUGUGGUGCAUGCUCAGCACUUAUCUUGCUUGAAAUAGAAAACAAGAGGCUGAUUAUUUCUGUUCCUGCAGAAAGCAAGCAAAUACUGGUCGGGGCUGACAGUGCCUCACAUGAGGUGUCUAAAGAAGUAUUCUUAAAUUCUGAUGGCUGUUUGAAUGCUGUUGGUACAAAUUGUUCUGAUGAUUUUGAUAAUCCUGGGUAUGACUUCCAGUCGGUAGAUUUCAAAGAUGUACUAUCAGAAGAACAGAAGCUAAACCCAAGCAAAUGUGAGAAAGGGCAUGGCCUUACUUUGUCAUCUUCUAUUAUUUCUGAGGAAGAGGAGAACCUGGAUAGCAUGGUUGUUCAGAGAGAUUUUUCUUAUGCUGCUGAGUUGCCCAUAAAAGAUAAAGUGCCUUCAACAUUUCAAAGCUCACCUACCCAAGAUCAUUCUGGUGAUGUCUUAUCUAGUCAUGCAGUAAACAAAUGUGAUAAAGGAAACAGGGUUGGAUGGACGGAGCAGGAGAAUGUAAUACUUGAGAAGAGUAUUUCUCGGCAGAGCUCUGUGAAAGAUGUCUCAAUGGCAACUGAAGUGGAAGUUCCUUUCAAUGAGUAUCUACAUACCAGUGUAUCUCAAGACUCUGUGAAGGUAAGCAAAGAUCAAUUGAGGAGCAACAAGGGGACUGAACCAUUCUUGGUGGGCUUUAUUAAAAAGAGCUUCAGGGAUUUCUCAAGAUCUAAUCAACACAUGCAUAAUGAAAAACCCAACGUUUUAAUUAAUGGGAAACCUAUUCCAGAUAGCCUGGUCAAAAGGGCUGAAAAGCUUGCCGGGCCAAUUCAGCCUGGAGAUUACUGCAGGUAUGACGUUCGAGCUGGAUUUUGGGGCGUGACUGGACAGCCUUGCCUUGGCAUUAUUCCUCCUUCCAUUGAAGAAUUUAAUCAUCCCAUGCCAGAAAAUUGUGCUGCUGGUAACACAAGUGUCUUUGUUAAUGGGAGAGAGCUGCAUCAGAAAGAUCUUGACCGACUUUCCAGUAGAGGACUGCCAAUCACGAGAGAGAAGUUCUACGUCGUCGAAAUUUCCGGGAGAGUUUUUGACAAGGAUACUCGAAAAGAGCUAGAUAGCCUUGGCAGACUUGCCCCAACAGUUGAGAAGGCUAAACGUGGCUUUGGCAUGAAGGUUCCAAGGAAGCUUUGUAAUCAAGGACCUUGAUCAGUUGGGGAUUAUGAGGUCAUCAACCCUACAUUAUUUGCAGGUGUGUUGUUUUGUUGAUAUCCUGAGUUGUCUUUGCCCUUGCAAUGUCAAAUUCAUCCCAAUGUCUACACGCAACAUGGUAUUCAUGAAGUCUUCUUGUACAUCCUAGUAUGUAAAGUUGGAUGCCUUUCUGUUUAUUGUCAAUGGUCAGGAAUGCAAGUUAUUCAGAAAAAAAGGCUACAGGGUUUAAUUUAAUGAUCAUCAAAAUAGUUCCAUUCAGAAGUUAAUGUAUGAUUAGCAGGCAGAUUAGGGCGUAGGCACAUAGGCAGACUUUAUGUCCCUGUAGGAAGGUGGCCCAUCAUUUGUCAACUGAAAAGUGAAAACAAUGCUGCUACGAUAGGAUUAAUAAAAUACUUGCUACUGUAAUGCUUUUAGUAA